Molecule: messenger RNA, 642 nt
Organism: Chilo suppressalis (striped riceborer)
Lineage: Eukaryota; Metazoa; Arthropoda; Insecta; Lepidoptera; Crambidae
Source: the annotation of a GenBank genome assembly
AUGACUGAAGAUAUGCCAACAUUCAAAUGCGUGCUGGUUGGAGACGGUGGCACUGGCAAAACAACAUUCGUCAAACGACACUUGACUGGAGAGUUCGAGAAAAGAUAUGUCGCCACAUUAGGUGUCGAGGUGCAUCCCUUAGUAUUCCACACAAAUAGAGGCCCUAUAAGGUUUAAUGUAUGGGAUACUGCUGGCCAAGAAAAGUUUGGUGGUCUCCGAGAUGGUUACUAUAUCCAAGGUCAAUGUGCCAUCAUCAUGUUCGAUGUAACGUCUCGUGUCACCUACAAAAAUGUACCCAACUGGCACAGAGAUUUAGUGCGAGUCUGUGAAGGCAUUCCAAUUGUUCUUUGUGGCAACAAAGUAGAUAUCAAGGACAGAAAAGUCAAAGCAAAAACUAUUGUUUUCCACAGAAAAAAGAACCUUCAGUAUUAUGACAUCUCUGCCAAGUCAAACUACAAUUUCGAGAAACCCUUCCUCUGGUUAGCGAGAAAGUUGAUCGGUGAUGGUAACCUAGAGUUUGUAGCCAUGCCUGCAUUAGUACCACCAGAAGUAACCAUGGACCCACAAUGGCAGAACCAAAUUGAAAAGGAUCUCAAGGAAGCCCAAGACACAGCAUUACCCGAAGAAGAUGAAGACUUGUAA